AUGUUGCCAAACUCCAUCAUCGCCGCUGGCACUCUGCUGGCAGGCGUUGCCUCUGGACAAGUGACUUCCCCGCCCAAGUAUCCUUCACCGUGGAUCAAUGCGGACUUUAACUGGGACGACCCUUCUCCCGUUCCGACCAGCGGUCGAAAUUGGGCACAGGCUUAUGAUAAGGCUGUCGAGUUUGUUAGCAAACUCACUCUUCUGGAGAAGGUCAACCUCACUACUGGUGUAGGAUGGGAGGGGGGAAGAUGCGUGGGAAACUCUGGAUCGAUCCCUCGACUUGGGUUUCCAGGCUUUUGCAACCAAGACUCGCCCCUUGGUGUUCGUGACACGGAUGAAAAUUCGGCCUUCCCAGCUGGAAUGAAUGUGGCGGCAACCUGGAGUCGGAGCCUGAUGUACGCUCGAGGUGCGGCUAUGGGAGCUGAGCAUCGCGGAAAGGGCGUAGAUACGCAAUUGGGACCUGUGGCGGGGCCUAUUGGCCGUACACCUGAGGGUGGUCGAAACUGGGAAGGCUUCAGCCCUGACCCAGUGCUCACGGGAGUUGGAAUGGCCCAGACGGUUCAGGGAAUCCAAGACUCUGGUGUAAUUGCCUGUGCCAAGCAUUUCAUUGGUAACGAGCAGGAACAUUACCGUCAAGGUGGUGCUUCCGCGUUAUCGAACGGACAGAACAACAAGCAAGCAGAAUCCUCCAACAUCGAUGACGUUACGCUUCACGAGCUGUAUCUCUGGCCCUUUGCGGAUGCUGUUCGCGCUGGAGUAGGGUCCAUCAUGUGCUCAUACAACCAGGUCAACAACAGCUACGCAUGUCAAAACAGUUACAUGCUGAAUUACAUUCUCAAGGAGGAACUGGGUUUCCAGGGAUUUGUCAUGAGCGAUUGGUGGGCACAGCAGUCUGGUGUCGCCAGCGCCCUGGCUGGCCUUGAUCAGACCAUGGCUGGAGAUCAGGGUCUUGCGUCUGGAGACACUUACUGGGGAAGCAACCUUACUGCCGCUGUCAUCAAUGGCACCGUUCCCCAAUGGAGACUCGACGACAUGGUGGUGAGAAUUAUGACUUCUUAUUACAAGAUUGGCCGUGAUGUUACCAAAGUCCCUGUCAACUUCGAUUCAUGGAGUUUGGAGACCACCGGGCCCAUAUAUGCGCAGGAUCCAAACAAGGGACUUACGACCAUCAACCAGCACGUCAACGUACAAGCUGAUCACAAGAACCUCAUUCGCCAGAUUGGUGGCGCCUCAACAGUUCUCCUCAAGAACACGAAGAAGGCGCUCCCUCUGAAGAAACCCAAGAGCAUUGCCGUCAUCGGAAACGACGCUCAUGACAACCCAGCGGGCCCCAAUGCAUGCAGCGACCGAGGCUGCUCCAACGUCAAGAACGGCUACCCCAUCUGGACCCUCGCUAUGGGUUGGGGAAGUGGCACUGCCAACUUCCCAUACUUGAUCAGUCCCGUUACAGCUCUUUCUGCCCAGGCCGAGCAGGACAAGACCAGCUUCAGGAAUGUGAGCAACAACUUUGAUACAAAUGCUAUCAUCAAGGCAGCUUCAGGUGUUGAUGCAGCUAUUGUAUUUGUCAACGCCGAUAGUGGCGAAGGCUACAUCACUGUCGACGGCAACCAGGGUGAUCGAAACAACCUCACUGCCUGGGGUAACGGCGACGCAGUGGUCUCACUGGUUGCGCAGCACAACCCAAAUACCAUCGUUGUCAUGCACACUGUCGGACCUAUCAUUGUGGAGGCCUACAAGAACAACCCCAAUGUCACUGCCAUUCUCUGGGCUGGUCUUCCUGGCCAAGAGUCCGGCAAUUCCAUCACCGACGUUCUCUACGGCAAGGUUAACCCCCAGGCCAAGUCUAUCUUUACCUGGGGCAAGCAGCGUACUGACUGGGGUACUGAUGUCAUUUACACAACUGCCCAAGAUCCGGUACAAAUCCCGUACACCGAGGGAACCUUCAUUGACUAUCGCCACUUCGAUGCCGCUGGUAUUGAACCAAGCUACGAGUUCGGCUUUGGCCUUAGUUACACCACGUUCACCUAUUCUGAUCUCAAGAUUGUCAAGCACAAGGUCCGCAAUUAUACUCCCAAUAAAGGCAAGACGUCAUCAGCACCCACAUUUGGAACUAUCAACAAGAAUCCUGCGAAAAAUGAGUUCCCCAAGAACAUUGAUCCAAUUAACCUCUACGUCUACCCAUAUCUCGAGGGUCCCGUUCCUGAAGGGCAGCCCGAAGACGUCCCUCCAAACUCUCAGGAUGGGUCGCCCCAGAAGGUCGCCCCGGCUGGUGGUGCUCCUGGCGGAAAUCCUCGUCUGUACGACGUUCUGUAUACUGUCACAGCUCAAAUCGAGAACACUGGAAAGGUCGUGGGUACCGAAAUCCCGCAACUGUAUGUGAGCCUGGGUGGCCCAACUGAUCCCGUACGUGUUCUGCGAGGAUUUGAUGACAUUGAGAUUCUUCCUGGCCGAGCUGCCACCGUCACAUUCCAGUUGACCAGACGUGACCUGAGUAACUGGGACUCAUCAAGCCAGAACUGGUUCAUCUCUAACUAUGCCAAGACUGUCUAUGUGGGAAGCUCUUCAAGGACUUUGCCCUUGAGCCAAAUUCUUCCUUAG
Molecule: messenger RNA, 2598 nt
Organism: Trichoderma atroviride IMI 206040
Lineage: Eukaryota; Fungi; Ascomycota; Sordariomycetes; Hypocreales; Hypocreaceae
Biological process (GO): glucan catabolic process
Molecular function (GO): beta-glucosidase activity
Source: RefSeq, a predicted model, not a curated record